GAUGGAUCGGAGAAUGCCGUACAAGCCGCAAAUCACCUUCGAUGACAAACUCAAAGUGUGGAGUGGAGGCGAACGAUCUAACUAUUUCGCACCGCACCUUUCCAUUGGAGAGAUUAUCUUCAGGGAGAUGGAAAGGCACCCUAAGCUCAUUGCUCAGAUCUCAGCCACAGAGAAGACCAUUUUGACCAGGGAAGAGGUUCGUCUCAAUGCGAUGCGAGUGGCUAGCUACAUGCGGCGACUUGGCUUAAAGCAAACGGAUAUUGUGGGACUCAUAGCCAGGAACACCACGCAUCUGGUGGCCGUGGCCUAUGCCUGCUUCUUCAAUGGGAUGCCGUUCCACUCGCUGAACAUCUCCUACGAGCAGGAAACCAUUGAGAAGCUGUUCAGCAUCACCAGACCCCGACUGAUCUUCUGCGAUGGAGAUGAGUACGAGAGAGUGGUGGCAGCCACCGAAACCCUCAAGCUGGAUGCCACAAUCAUAACCAUGCGUAAUCACCCACUGAGUUCUCUUCGUAUUCAGGAUAUUCUGACCACACCCAUUGAGGAUAACUUUCAGCCAUCCCAUCUGGAGCAGGGUCCCGACCAGACUUUGGCCAUUCUUUGCUCCUCUGGUACCACGGGCGUACCCAAGGCAGUGACUCUCACAAACAGUCAACAGAUCCUGUGGAGUUGCUCUGCCAUGCCAAUCGAUGUUGUCCAGUACUGCCACAGCACCUUGGACUGGUACUCGGGACUCUCCAUGUGCAUCAACUGCGGAGUGUCCAGCACAACGAGCAUUAUUGCGGACAACAAGUUCGAUCCUGGCUUUCUGUGUCAUAUUAUCGAGGAGUACAAAGUGACAUUCCUUGUGCAGAGUCCUGCCCAAAUGGCGAUGCUGGUGGGCUGUCCAGAGUUCGACUCUGUGGAUCUGUCGAGCAUUUGGCGUUGUGUCUAUGGAGGCACUGCCUGCUCCGUGGAGGUACAGCAUCGAAUGCGGAGUCGCCUGCAGCAGGCGGAUUGUCUGGUCUUCAGCUACAACUUGACGGAGAUGAACAGCCUGGGGUGCUUGAACCAUCACUUUGACGAGAAGCCCAACUCCGUGGGCCGCCCGGUGAGAGGAAUCAAAGUGAAGAUUAUCAAUGAGAGUGGCGAUGCACUGGGCCCGAGUGAAAUGGGUGAAGUUUGUUUCCACAAUGGCCAGCAUUGGUCGGGCUACUACGGGAAUCCCGAGGAGACGCGCUCAAUGAUCGACUCUCAGCGUUGGCUGCACACCGGGGAUCUGGGCUACAUGGAUCCAGAUGGAUUUCUGUAUCUCGUUGACCGCAAGAAGGACAUGCUCAAGUACCAGAGCAUCAUGUACUAUCCAAACGAAGUAGAGAGAGUCAUCUGCCAGAUGCCCAACGUGGCCGAGGCCUGUGUCUUCGGAGUGUGGGAUGCGGUCAAUGGCGAUGAGGCUGCUGCCUCUGUGGUAAAGAGACCUGGCACCCAACUCUCGGCCCAAGAUGUUGUGAGCUUUGUGGGAGAGCAUGUCGAUGCCACAUAUAAGCAGCUGAAUGCAGGAGCCAUCAUUGUGGAAGAACUGGCACGAAGUCCGAAUGGAAAAACCCAUCGAAUGGCCACAAAAGAGCACUUUCUGAAGGUCACAAGAGGCAGAACAUUUAAUUAAAUCCUCUAGGAUGAUUGUGGAGUACUUAAAGGCAAUAAGUUGUACGGGGAACGACUCAAAUGAGCUCCCAAUAUUCAUGUAUUCGUAAGUUCCUGCUGAUCUCAGGGUUAUAUUUGCAUUUGAAUGUUGAAUUUUAUUCGUCGCCUGUGCUGGCUGCCUUGAUGUGUUCCUUCCCAUGCUGGCCCGUUUGACCUGACCCCUGCCUUUGAGACACUGAGGCUGAAACCAAUCAACCCUGAUGAAAACCCCCCACCCGAGCCGAGCCGAGCCGAGACAGACCUUCAGUUUAAAUCGCCUGCCUUUGUGUUUGGUGUUGUCAUAAAAAUAGAAAUCUCGCUUCAUUUCAUUGCCUUUGUUGUAGCGCCUCGUUGUUGUUGCUCCUCCAAUUUAUGUGCCCGGCCGACAGCCGUCGCAUAGUCCAUAAUCCGUCGUCCAACGAGCAGAGAGCUCCGUGCUCCGGGCGGAGUUAUAUGAUAUCCUCGUACGAGGAUGCACAGCGUUUAUUUUUCACCUAAGCUGCGGCCGUUUGUCUGUGUCUGAGUCUCGACCUGAGCCUGAGCCUGAACCCUCCUCCGCUGCUGGUCUCUGACCUGUUAGCCGGAUUAGGCCUGACACGGGGAGCAACGGGAACCCACAUGAGCAUUUCAGAUGCUCGAAAAUCAGUCAUAAUAUUUCAAAUUUCAUAAAUUGAUGCGUAUCACAUUAGACGCGACGCGACUGCCAUGGGCAUGGGAUGGGAAUGACGGCAGCAGGAACUCCCCCGCUCCCUGCCUUCCCCGUGGGUGAGCAACCCUCGGGCGACUGACUUUGAUAAACGCGUUUUCGGCGGGGGGAGCAAUGUCACGCCCACAUUUCAACGCGUCGCGCAAAUUUGCUGUGAAAAAAGAGAAAGAAAAAAAGCAUGAAGAAACCUUAAGAAGAAAGGAAAAUAAA
Messenger RNA from Drosophila subobscura, 2578 nucleotides. Its product is annotated as luciferin 4-monooxygenase-like. The record is from RefSeq and is a predicted model, not a curated record. The transcript has 2 exons. Gene Ontology annotation, molecular function: long-chain fatty acid-CoA ligase activity. Bases 2 to 1645 code for a protein of 547 amino acids. Lineage: Eukaryota; Metazoa; Arthropoda; Insecta; Diptera; Drosophilidae. Gene Ontology annotation, biological process: fatty-acyl-CoA biosynthetic process; long-chain fatty acid metabolic process.